GCUAACCUAAUCUCGGAUUAGGGUUGGAAGUUAGGGUUAAGUGGGGCAGUGAGGCAGCUGAGAGAGAGAGAAGGGAGAGAGAAGGUGUUCUUUUUGAGAGUGUGAGGAAGGGCAAGAGGAGUGUUCGUCCAAACACGAGGAGAGAGCGGACCCCUCUUGAGAGAUCUGCUAACACCCCUUCCUCCGGCAUGGCAAACAUCACAUCUGCCCAAUGGCAGGCCAUGUUGGAUGCAGCAGAUGAGAACGAGAAACCGUUCUUCCAGAAGUUUUAUGAUGAUGCCGUGCAGAGGGAAAGGGAGGCAGAGGCAGCAGCCAGAGCCGCCAACAUUGUUGAUCAGGUGGCCCUCCUUCGGAUCCCGGAAGCCAAUGCUGACCGGUUCCAGGAGGGACUAGCUGCUGCCGUAGCAGCCUUGGUUCGACUGCGGACCUUGGAAGACCUUGAGUCCCGUGUGACAGCACUAGAGCAGCGAAACCAAGAGUUGCAGGUUGAGAUACUCAGCCUCAAACAGUCCCAACUGUCUGCCCCCCACCCUCCUAACCCUCGACCUGCUGCAGUCCCAGUCUCUCAAUCUAACACAGUCCUCAUGGCAAGAGCAAGUGGAACUGUGACGAGCGCAGGAACUGGUGCCAGCUCCUCGAGCGGCAUCGCCAGCAGCUCUGCACUAGUCAUAGUCCCAAAUGCAGGGGCAUCAGCCCAAAACGCCACAGUCCUUACUGACGUUCAGUACAGCGGUCCUGUAGUGGACAAGCGGGCGGCCACCUUGCCGUCCAAGUACGACGGGAAAGCGGAUAUCACCUCUUGGAUUAGUUCCAUGCGGUCAUACUUCGAGGUCAUGCGGACACCGUAAGAAGACCGAAGCAUGAUCAUGGGCACUAAUACUGAGCCCGCCUUACAGA
Molecule: messenger RNA, 897 nt
Organism: Chara braunii
Lineage: Eukaryota; Viridiplantae; Streptophyta; Charophyceae; Charales; Characeae
Source: the annotation of a GenBank genome assembly